AUGAAACUAUGCAAGAUUUUCCGAUUUUUAUUGUUUAUUUUUGGAUUUUGCAAUGUGGUAUUAAGCUAUUUUAUAUUACCUGGAAAUGAUAGUGUAUAUUUUCAGAGAAGAAAACGUUCGAAUAGAAACGAUAUAGAAAAUGCUCAGGAAUUAUUACGUGGAUUUCUUCGCUUAUCAGCUGAUAUACCACUUACGCCAAAACGUCGUUCCAAUUUUGCAUCUGGACAUAUAAAUUAUAAAGUAAUUGAUCGGACAGAAUAUGCGGUAAAUAAACGAAUUCUUAAUGAUGUUUUUGAAUCGGAUCUUGUCUUAACAACUCCACAAAUGAGAGAUAUUAUUAGCGAUUUUCAACGAAGAAGAAAUAAACGGAAAGUGAUUGUUGGUGAUACAUUUCGAUGGCCACAUCAAACUGUCCCGUACUUUCUAAAAGAAACUGAUCGUGAAUGGAGACGUACGAUACUUAAUGGAAUGAGUAAAUGGGAACGUGAAACGUGCAUACGUUUUAAAGAACGUACCACUGAAAAAGAUUACGUGUAUAUAUUUCGAGGAGCUGGAUGUUAUUCGAGCGUUGGUAGAAUUGGUGGCAAACAAUAUACAUCCAUUGGUUAUGGUUGCGAAAGCGGUGGCAUCGUUGCGCAUGAAUUAGGACAUGCGCUUGGAUUUUGGCAUGAACAGAGUCGACCAGAUCGUGAUAAGUAUAUAAAUAUUAACGAAGAGCAUAUAUAUCCAGGUACUAAGGGAAAUUUUGAAAAAAGGAGUGAUAUUGCAGUUAUGGAUGUACCCUAUGAUUUUGGUUCCGUAAUGCAUUACGGUCCGCAGGCAUUUACUAAUGAUUAUCAUUAUGUGACUAUUGAAACGAAAGAUCAUCGUUUCCAGCAUACAAUCGGUCAAAGGAAUGAUCUUUCCUUUAUUGAUAUCAAAGAAGCAAAUCUAAUGUAUUGUAGCGAUAAAUGUAAAGUGAAAUUGAAUUGUUUGAACGGUGGUUAUGAAGAUCCACGAAAUUGUGCCAUUUGUAAAUGUCCUACAGGAAGUGCUGGCAUACGUUGCGAAAGUAUACCACGAUCUAACGUGGGUUGCGGAGGUGAAUUAUUUGCUGGUGAUAAUUGGCUUACAUUAAAGAGUAGUAUCGUUGGAAAUUGCUUCUGGCGAAUAACUGCACCCUAUGGAAAAGUGCAUUUAGAGGUAUUGGAUGCAACAUAUGUGUGUGAUUCAUCAUGUGCCGAUAAUUAUCUUGAAAUAAAGCAUGGUACAAUCCUGGAACAAACCGGAUUCAGGCAGUGUUGCAAUGCUGCACCAGGUGUUAUUAUUUCGGAGACAAAUCAAAUUUACAUCAUGUCCAUUGCUUUAAAAGCUCCAGCUAAUUUUACAAUUCGCUAUAUUCGAGAUUCUAAAUCGAAUCCGUUACCUAAAGCACCGCCAGCACGAUGGGAAGGUUACGGUGGAUUAACUGGAUUGAUUGGAGCUGAAAAUGGUAUUGAUAAUACCUGGGAGCAUGUUGUCUUGAAAGAGCUUCCAAGAACUCUUCAAAAUUUUGGUCAACCAUCUACAGAUAUUUUUUCAGAUAUUUCUCGUAUUUUGAAAAUAUUUUUUAAUCAAGGAUGA
Cercopithifilaria johnstoni is the source of this 1602-nucleotide messenger RNA. Lineage: Eukaryota; Metazoa; Nematoda; Chromadorea; Rhabditida; Onchocercidae. The record is from the annotation of a GenBank genome assembly.